This is a messenger RNA of Rhagoletis zephyria (snowberry fruit fly), 1788 nucleotides long. The record is from RefSeq and is a predicted model, not a curated record. Lineage: Eukaryota; Metazoa; Arthropoda; Insecta; Diptera; Tephritidae.
AUGGCCAACCAUCAACUGUUGGGAGUUCUACUGCUACUCCUCGGUCUUACCACCUUCUGCCUAGCCGCCCCGCCCACUCCCUGCUCUACGCCUGCUUGCAAAUCGGCGGCCGCGUACAUCGCCGACGCCAUGAACGCCACCGCCAACCCGUGUACGGACUUCUUUGCCUUCGCCUGCGGCGGAUGGCAGUCCCGUCACCACAUUCCUGACUGGAAGUCCCGCACCGGCACCUUCGACGCCCUCAACGACCAGAUGACCGCACAGAUUGACGCCCUCCUCGAGGCCUUCAACGUUUCCGGUCACGGCCACUCCCAUGUAAAGUCCUCUGGUUCAGUCGCUUAUGGCGCCUACCUCUACCAACGCUGCAACGCCCUCGGCAUCGACCAGGAGGACGCGGUGGCCCUCGCCGACCUGAAGGACGUGGUCAAAGAGGUGAUCGGCGUCUGGCCCAUCGGCCAGGGCCAGCGAGCGGAGAAGGACAAGUCCUGGGCGGAGAAUAUCGUCAAGGCCUUUGUCGCGGGCAUCAGCGCCGUCUUCCAGUUCUCCAUUCAGCCCGACCCGAAGAACGUGACGGUGAACAAGGUGGUGCUCGACCCCGCCGCCCAGGGCCUCGGCGACAAGGAACUCCAGAACCUAACUGCCAACGCCAAGGAGAUUACCGCCUACAAGGCGUACAUUCGCUCCGCGGCGAAGCUCUUCUGUGGCGCAAACUGCCCCACCCUUGAAGAGGACAUUGAUGAUAUCAUUCACCUCGAGUCAGCCCUCGCCAGCUCAAAGCUCUCUGUCGAGGACCAACGCGACCCGGAAACGCUCUACAACCUGCUGACCUUCAAACAGCUUGCCGAUCGUUCUAAAUUUGACUUUCUCGCCCACAUUCUGAUUCCCGCCGUGAAGGCCCUCGGCUACACGCCCACCGCCCAGCCCACCGACCAGCUGAUCGUCUCCGACGUGAACUUCACCAUCAAGGCAGUGUCCAUUAUCUCUUCGCUCAAGUCGCCCGACCGUACGCUGGCCAACUACAUUAUCAACGCCGCCUACGAACCGGAGCAAAACUCCAUCACCAUUCCCGCCGGCAUCCUCAAGGCGCCAUUCUUUGACGCCGCUCGCCCCUUUGCCAUCAAUCACGGCUCCAUCGGCGUGGUCAUUGGCCACGAGUUCACCCACGGCCUGGACGAUCAAGGCCGUCAAUACGACGAGGUGGGCAAUCUGAAGAACUGGUGGACCCCGGCGGCCAUCAAGGCCUUCAGUGAGCGCAGCAAGUGCUUUGUAGAGGAGUACGGCCGCCAGGUGGAGAAGAUUACCGGACUGCAUAUUAUCAACGCCGCCUACGAGCCGGAGCAGAACUCCAUCACCAUUCCCGCCGGCAUCCUCAAGGCGCCAUUCUUUGACGCCGCCCGCCCCUUUGCCACCAACCACGGCUCUAUCGGCGUGGUCAUUGGCCACGAAUUCACCCACGGCCUGGACGACCAAAAACGGCAGUACGACGAGGUGGGCAAUCUGAAGAACUGGUGGACCCCGGCCGCCAUCAAGGCUUUCAGUGAGCGCAGCAAGUGCUUUGUGGAGGAGUACGGCCGUCAGGUGGAAAAGAGCACUGGACUGCAUCUCAACGGCCAAAACACACUGGGAAAAAACAUUGCCGACAAUGGAGGAACCCAUGAAUCGUUUAACGCCUACAAGGCCCGAGAAACUGCUUCGGGGGCGUCGCCUACGCUGGCAGACCUUCCCAAGUUCACCUCGGACCAGCUCUUCUUUCUCUCCUAUGCUAAUGUAAGCGAUCCUUUUGAUUAG